This is a messenger RNA of Aspergillus puulaauensis, 1812 nucleotides long. RefSeq lists its product as uncharacterized. The transcript has 3 exons. Lineage: Eukaryota; Fungi; Ascomycota; Eurotiomycetes; Eurotiales; Aspergillaceae. The record is from RefSeq and is a predicted model, not a curated record. Gene Ontology annotation, cellular component: membrane. Gene Ontology annotation, biological process: iron ion transport; intracellular manganese ion homeostasis. Gene Ontology annotation, molecular function: cadmium ion transmembrane transporter activity; manganese ion transmembrane transporter activity. The coding region runs from base 1 to 1812 and encodes 603 amino acids.
AUGAACUGCCCCUCGCGGACUGACGAUACCCUCCAACACCCCGGUUGGAACCAGAAUCCGCCGCCUCUGAACGCGGACGCGACAACGCGGGAGGACUUCAAUGGGAUGGCAAAUUCAAAGGUUCAUAGAGGACGCACCUUGGGAAUUGGCGAUGGAAAUAUUUCAGUGACGGAAUGCACCUCUCCUGCCCUCGACACAGACGAACCGGGUCCCAAGCCGAAUACAGCCGGCGGGGCAUUCUCUGCAUACUCCGGGCACCAGCCUGAGAGAAACAGUGAAGCGCCUCGCCGGUCUUUUCCAAAAAUUCACGUAUCUUAUUUAUCAGCUCGUAUCAUACAAAGUAUCGUCAAAUUCGGCCGCUUCAUUGGGCCGGGGUUCUUGAUCGCCGUCGCUUAUAUCGAUCCCGGGAACUAUGCCACCGAUGUCGCAGCUGGUGCGGAGUUUCGAUACGCUCUCCUCUUCAUUGUCCUCCUAUCGAACUUAUUCGCGAUUUUUCUUCAGUCGCUAUGUAUAAAGCUCGGGACAGUGACGGGGCUGAAUCUCGCAGAGAAUUGCAGGGAACACCUUCCCACGUGGUUGGUGAUCACUUUAUACAUCUUCGCAGAGGCAGCUAUGGUUGCGACAGAUAUAGCAGAGGUUGUUGGCUCUGCAAUAUCUCUCAAUCUACUCCUCAAUAUCCCGCUUGUUGCGGGAUGCGCCAUAACCAUCGCGGAUGUCCUGUUUAUCCUCAUCUUUUAUAGACCAAACGGCUCGAUGUGGGGUCUCCGACUGUUUGAGUUCUUCGUCAUGGCCCUCGUCCUGGGCGUAGUCAUAUGCUUUUGUAUCCAGCUCGCCAUGAUUAAAGAACAGUCAAUUGGAGAAGUGUUUCGCGGUUAUCUCCCAUCUUCAGCCAUAGUUCAAUCCAAAGGUCUAUACCAAAGCUGUGGUAUCCUUGGCGCAACAGUAAUGCCUCACUCCAUGUUCCUUGGAAGCGGCAUCGUGCAAGCCCGUCUCAAAGAAUUCGACGUCAUUUCCGGCUACGCCAACCCAACCGUCUGCAUCGGCAGCACAAAUGGCGAAGUCGAAUACCGCCCUUCCCUUCACGCCAUCCGCGGCUGCAUGAAAUACUCCAUCAUUGAACUCGCCCUCUCCCUGUUCACAUUCGCUCUCUUCGUCAACAGCGCCAUCCUCAUCGUUGCAGGCGCGUCCCUCUACAACACCCCCUCCGCAGCAGCCGACGCAGACCUCUUCGGCAUCUACGAUCUCCUCUCAUCGUCUAUCGCCCCAGCCGCAGGAACAGUUUUUGCCCUCGCCCUCCUCCUCUCUGGCCUCUCCGCCGGCAUCGUCUGCACCAUGGCCGGCCAGAUGGUCUCCGAGGGCAUGCUCAACUGGAGCAUCCGCCCAUGGCUCCGCAGAUUCCUCACCAGAUCUAUAAGCAUCAUCCCUAGCAUCAUUAUUGCAGCCGCAGUGGGCAGGGAAGGCCUCAACAAAACUCUCACUGCGAGCCAAGUCGUCCUCUCUGUUAUCCUCCCGUUCGUCAGCGCCCCGCUUGUCUACUUUACUUGCCGCAAUCGGUACAUGACUGUUCCUGUAGACCGGAUGCCUGACUCCGAUAUCGACGCAGACACAGGCGGUACUGCGGAAGCUGAAACUGAGCGAGAUCAGGUCCAGUCACCGACUCCCGGGGAUGGAGACGCUGAUACCCGUACCGGCAGCGCAGGCGUACAAAUGGGUAACGGCUUCAUUGUCUCCGUUUUAGCUGUCUUAGUCUGGAUAGUCAUCGCUGUUAUGAAUGUGGCUUUGCUUGUUCUUGUAGGGAUGGGGAAGGCUUAG